AUGGAGUCAAGAUCAAGGGCCAUCACGGGGGCCCUCAUGUACGAGGUGCCGGGGGCAAGAAGCCAGGAGCUAGCCGAUAGUCUGGCAAGGAGACUAAAGGCAGCCCUGGCAGACAAGGAGGGAGUCAGGGUGCAACGCCCCACUACGUCAGCAGAGAUCCGAAUUAGAGGACUGGACGACUCGGUGACUCCCUCCGACGUGAGGAAUGCAGUCUCCAAUGAAGGAGGCUGCGAAGAGGAGGAAGUAAGUGUGGGAGAAAUGAAAAAGACCCCCAAUGGCAUGGGGAUAGUCUGGGUUCGUUGUCCAAUCUCAGCGGCUAAUGCCUUGGCCAAAAAAGGCCAGAUAAAAAUAGGCUGGGCACGAACCCGGGUAGAUUUGCUGGAGGCACGCCCCCUCCAAUGUUAUAAAUGCUUGGAGGGGGGCACGUAA
Nylanderia fulva is the source of this 429-nucleotide messenger RNA. NCBI's taxonomy places the organism in Eukaryota, Metazoa, Arthropoda, Insecta, Hymenoptera, Formicidae. The record is from RefSeq and is a predicted model, not a curated record.